AAAGGCGGCGUGGGCAAGUCCACCACGGCAGGUAGCAGCUUCCUGGUAAAUAGUUAUAGUUUGUUGAGUUGAAAUGUAUUUAAUUGUGUCUGUGCAGUGAACCUGGCACUGGGAUUGAUGGCCAAUGAUCCGGUAAGGAAUAUUCCCAGAUGGCUUCUUCGCUUUUCUUUUUUAAUCCCGCUUCUUCCUGUCAGUCGAAGACGGUCGGUCUGCUGGAUGCUGACGUGUACGGCCCGUCCAUCCCUAAACUGAUGAACCUGAAAGGAAACCCGGAACUGACGGACAGCAAUCGGAUGCUGCCGCUGACCAACUACGGAAUACCUUGCAUGUCCAUGGGCUUCCUGGUGGAGGACGUGGCCCCCAUCGUGUGGCGGGGCCUCAUGGUGAUGCAGGCCAUCGACAGGCUGCUCAGACAGGUGGAGUGGGGCUCCUUGGACUUCCUGGUCAUCGACAUGCCGCCUGGGACAGGUGACGUCCAGCUGUCAAUCUCCCAGAACAUCCCAGUCGCAGGUGAAUGUGCGGUCAUCGUGUCCACGCCGCAGGACAUCGCUCUGCUGGACGCUCGUCGAGGAGCUGAGAUGUUCAAGAAAGUUCACGUCCCGGUUCUUGGUCUGGUGCAGAACAUGAGCGUCUUCCAGUGCCCCAAAUGCAACCAUCAGACUCACAUCUUCGGAUCGGAUGGCGCCCGCCAGCUGGCAGACACGCUGGGAGUCAAACUAUUAGGCGACAUCCCUCUCCACAUGAACAUCAGAGAGAUGUCAGACAGAGGACAGCCGGUGGUCAUCUCGUCUCCCAGCAGCCCUGAGGCGGAGGCGUACAGGAAGGUGGCAUCUGCCGUCGUCCAAAGACUGACGGAGGUCAACACUUGACAGGAAGUCAGCCUGGCAGACCUUUGAGACUGAAAUAAGCACUGAUUCUUUCCUCCGUUCGUUCCACUGAAAAAC
Molecule: messenger RNA, 944 nt
Organism: Doryrhamphus excisus (bluestripe pipefish)
Lineage: Eukaryota; Metazoa; Chordata; Actinopteri; Syngnathiformes; Syngnathidae
Source: RefSeq, a predicted model, not a curated record